Messenger RNA from Megalops cyprinoides (Indo-Pacific tarpon), 1960 nucleotides. It is a transcript of the gene asns, whose product is annotated as asparagine synthetase. Gene Ontology annotation, cellular component: cytosol. The record is from RefSeq and is a predicted model, not a curated record. The transcript is spliced from 12 exons. The coding region runs from base 98 to 1777 and encodes 559 amino acids. Lineage: Eukaryota; Metazoa; Chordata; Actinopteri; Elopiformes; Megalopidae. Gene Ontology annotation, molecular function: asparagine synthase (glutamine-hydrolyzing) activity.
CGGUAACGGCGUGCGUGUCCGAAGCGGCGUGUUGCUACAUAUACCAACAGUAAUAAUAUAAUUCUCAUUCAGAAACGCUAACGGUGAACCUGCAGAGAUGUGUGGCAUCUGGGCUUUGUUCGGCAGCGACGACUGCCUCUCGACGCAGUGCACGUGUGCCAUGAAGAUCGCGCACCGCGGGCCUGACGCCUUCCGCUUCGAGAAUGUCAACGGCUUCACCAACUGCUGCUUCGGCUUCCACCGGCUGGCCAUCGUCGACCAGCUGUACGGCAUGCAGCCGCUGCGGGUCAAGAAGUUCCCCUUCCUCUGGCUCUGCUACAACGGAGAGAUCUACAACCAUCACAGGCUGAGGAAGAAGUUCGAGUUCGACUACCAGACCAAGAUGGACGGUGAGGUCCUGCUUCACCUGUACGAGCGGUUCGGGAUCGAGAGGAUGGCCUCUCUCCUGGACGGGGUGUUCGCCUUCAUCCUGCUGGACACGGCCAACCGCAAAGUCUUCCUGGGGAGGGACACCUACGGGGUGCGCCCCAUGUUCAAGAUGAUAACGGACAACGGCUUCCUCGCAGUCUGCUCCGAGGCUAAAGGCCUGACGGAGAUCACGCACUCGAUGUCCACCCCGGCCGAGGUCACGCCCUUCCCCCCCGGACACUUUGAGGUGUUCGACCUGAAGGCCAACGGCAAGGUGGAGUCCAUCCAGCUGGACCGCUACCACAGCUGCACGGACGAGCCCAAGCACGCCAUCUACGACAGCGUGGAGCCACUCCCCUCAGGUUUUGAGCUGGAGACGGUGAAGAGCAACAUCAGGACUCUGUUUGAAAACGCAGUGCGCAAACGGCUGAUGGCUCACAGGAGGAUCGGCUGCCUUCUGUCCGGUGGGCUGGAUUCCAGCCUGGUUGCUGCGAUGCUGGUGAAAUUGGCUAAGGAGGCGGAGCUGAAGUACCCAGUUCAGACCUUCUCCAUCGGUGCGGAGGACAGCCCCGACGUCCUGGCGGCCCGCAAGGUGGCGGCGCACAUCGGCAGCGAGCAUCACGAGGUGAACUUUACCCCCGAGGAGGGCAUCAGUGCCUUAGAGGAGGUCAUCUUCCACCUGGAGACGUACGACAUCACCACCAUCCGCGCCUCCGUCGGAAUGUAUCUGGUUUCCAAGUACAUCCGGGAGAAGACCGACAGCGUGGUGAUCUUCUCUGGGGAGGGGUCUGACGAGCUGACCCAGGGAUACAUCUAUUUCCACAAGGCCCCAUCGCCCCAGGCAGCCGCGGAGGACAGUGUGCGUCUGCUGAAGGAGCUGUUCAUGUUCGACGUGCUGAGAGCCGACCGCACCACCGCCGCCCAUGGGCUGGAGCUGAGAGUUCCCUUCCUGGAUCACAGAUUCACCGCCUACUACCUCUCUCUCCCUGAAGAGAUGAGGGUUCCAAAGGACGGGGUGGAGAAGCACCUCCUGAGAGACGCGUUUAAGGGGAUGAACCUGAUUCCAGAGGAGAUUCUGUGGAGACGCAAAGAGGCCUUCAGCGACGGCAUGACCUCCGUGAAGAAGUCGUGGUACUCCUGCCUGCAGGACCACAUCGAGUCUAAGGUGAACGACACCCAGCUAGACAAAGCUGUGUUCAGCCACAACCCUCCCCGGACGAAAGAGGCCUACUUCUACCGGCAGAUCUUUGAGAAGUACUACCCCGGCCGGGCCUCCUGGCUGUCCCACUACUGGAUGCCCCGCUGGAUCAAGGCCACAGACCCGUCCGCCCGGACGCUGUCCAUCUACAAGCCUGACAAGGACGAGUGACCGCACCCGUCACCACGGCAAUGGAGGUGAUGCACACCUGCCUUUAACCCCCCGCCCCGCCAACCCCAACAGCACUUAGCAGCCCCACCUUGCGUUCUCAAACAAACCCCGAAAUAAAACGAAGGACUCUGGUAAUAAUGCUCCAUAGUACUCACCAUAACCCGCCAACAGCAGUGUGUGUGU